This is a messenger RNA of Sphaeroforma arctica JP610, 510 nucleotides long. RefSeq lists its product as hypothetical. NCBI's taxonomy places the organism in Eukaryota, Ichthyosporea, Ichthyophonida. The record is from RefSeq and is a predicted model, not a curated record. The coding region runs from base 1 to 510 and encodes 169 amino acids. The transcript is spliced from 3 exons.
AUGUUCAUAAACUAUGCCCACCCCGACGGCUGCGUGAAAACAAUUGGCGUGAUAAGUUCGAGCUGCGAUGAGUAUCAGAGACUGGGAGGUGCUUUCAAGCGAUCUAAGCGAGAAGGUCCGCUGGUGCUCACAGCAUUCAGUACAAUUCUAGGCUUCGCCGAACCACCCUACCGUUGCCAGUUUAAAACAGGACUACCAGUGCGUGCUUUCCCUAUGUAUGCACUAUCUGAUGAUGCCAACAGAGCCCAAUUCUGGGUGUGGAAUGAGGAUCGUACCAUAUCGCCGAGGGGUGGGCCUUUCUGGGGGCCUCUUCGACAAUUUGUAUUGGGUAUCGAUAGAAAUAAAGAUCAGUUGAUAAUUGUCAGACACGGGCAGGAUCCAGACUACGAACUCAUAUACCAAGGGGAUGUGGGUGUGUGUCCCAAUGAUCAGGCCAAGGAAUUCAAAGCCGUAGACCCCGAUUUCACAUCAUAUGGGCUUUUGCAAGUAGAUAGCCUGAACUGUGUUUAG